This is a messenger RNA of Penicillium vulpinum, 1284 nucleotides long. RefSeq lists its product as uncharacterized. The record is from RefSeq and is a predicted model, not a curated record. The coding region runs from base 1 to 1284 and encodes 427 amino acids. Gene Ontology annotation, cellular component: membrane. Gene Ontology annotation, biological process: phospholipid biosynthetic process. The transcript has 6 exons. Lineage: Eukaryota; Fungi; Ascomycota; Eurotiomycetes; Eurotiales; Aspergillaceae. Gene Ontology annotation, molecular function: phosphotransferase activity, for other substituted phosphate groups.
AUGAGUGCAAUCUAUCGCAUGGUCAAAGAGACCCAAGAUAGCCUCUCAGACGAGGACCUCCUACCCCUUAAGUCCUACAAGUAUUCGAGUGUCGACAAGUCGUUUAUUUCCCAGUAUAUCUUGAAGCACUACUGGAAUGCCUUCGUCGAGGUUGUGCCGAUGUGGAUGGCCCCGAAUAUGGUGACCCUUCUCGGGUUUAUGUGGAUCGUGGCCAAUAUCUUUAUAAUUGAGAUUUUCGUGCCAGAUAUGGUGGGACCCGGCCCCGCAUGGAUUUACUACAGCUUUGCUCUUGGCAUGUGGAUGUAUUCGACCCUCGACAAUGUGGAUGGUAAACAGGCACGCCGGACCGGGACGUCCAGCGGACUCGGAGAACUUUUUGAUCACGGUAUCGACUCUCUGAACUGCACUCUUGCCAGUCUGCUUUCGACCGCCGCAAUGGGCUUCGGAGCCACGCAUCUUGGUGCUUGGACCGCACUCGUGCCUUGCCUGGCCAUGUAUUUCUCGACAUGGGAGACCUUCCACACCCACACCCUCUACCUCGGCUACUUCAAUGGCCCUACCGAGGGCCUUCUCAUCGCCAUUGGAAGUAUGAUUGCUUCCGGAAUUUGGGGCCCUGGGAUAUGGUCUCAACCCAUUGUGGGGUUCCUUAACUUCCCUCUAAUCUUCGGCAACAACUCGAUCAAAGACCUGUGGGUCCCCAUUCUCCUGGGUGGCUUCUUCCUUGGCCAUCUCCCUGGAUGUGUUAUGAAUGUGGCCGAAGCCCGCAAGAAGCAGGGCCUGCCGUUCGCUCCGUUGCUGAAGGAAUGGGUGCCGAUGAUCAUCUUCACUUUCUCCAACAUUGCCUGGCUGUUCUCGCCUCAUUCGGCUAUUCUUUCCGACAACCACCUGGUUUUGUUCUGCUGGGUUCUUGCGUUCGUGUUUGGACGCAUGACUACCAUGAUCAUUUUGGCCCACCUCCUGAGACAGCCCUUCCCCUACUGGACUGUGAUGCAGGCCCCUCUCAUCGGUGGCGCGGUCCUCGUCAACUUGCCGAUGAUCGGCUUACCAGCCAUUGCUCCAUGGCUGGAACUGCUCUAUCUGCGGCUGUACUUCAUCUACGCCCUGGUCAUCUACAUGCACUGGGCGGUCCUCAUUAUCAACCGCAUCACCACUUUCCUCGGCAUUAACUGCCUUACUAUCCGAAAGGAUAAAGGUGUUGCGCGAGAUAGAGCUUAUCGCGACCUUGGUGAAUCGUCCCACCUAGAUCGGUCUCACGCUUCGACUGACACAUCCAAGACCCAUUAA